AUGUCAAAAUCUCAUAUAGAAAUAGCAAAACAGUUAAAAUAUAAUUCUGUAGAAAUAAAAGAAUAUUUUGAGGAUCUAUAUAAAUGGCAAAAUGAAAUUAAAACAAAAGAAGAAAAAGAAAAAGAAAGAAAAAAAGAAAAUGAAAAAGAAAAAGAAUUAUUAAAAAAAAGAAAUGAAAUUGUUAUUUAUUCAUUUAAUAAAAAUCUAGAAAACAAGAAAAAAAAAAAUAUUAAUACUUCUCUUAAAAGAGAUUGUAAUUCUAUUGACAGUUAUUAUAAAGCAUGGGAAAAGUUAAAAAUAGAUGAUGUUGACAAUGAUUCUAAUGACAAUGAUGAUGAUAAUGUUUAUGAAACUAAUCAUAAUGAUGUUAAUAAUAUUUGUAAAAAUAAUAUUGACAAUAAUAACUGCAAUAAUGAGAAAAAUGAAGAUAAUGGAAAAAUGAAAUGCUCUAAUGAAAUUAUUAAUAAAAAUGAUACAAAUAAAAACAUUUCGCAUAAUAAAAUGGACGGGAAAAAUAAAACGGAUGCUAACUUUGAUGUUGAUUAUGAAAUAAACAUUUCAAAAAGCGUAGACAAUAUAAAAAAUGAGCCUAUAGUGAAAUGCCAAUCAAAAGUAUAUAAUAUAUAUUUUAGUAAAAGCGAAGAAAGUAAGAUAAAUUAUCAGAAUAAAAGAUAUAAUAAAUGCCUAGAAAACUACAAUGAUAUAAUAAAUUAUAUAGAUUAUGAAUUAAGAAAUAAUAAUAUAUUUAUAGAAAUAGAAAAAAAUUAUGAUAACGAAAUGUAUGUAGAAAUUAUGUCAAAUAACUAUAUUUUUGAUAAAAAUACAGAAGAAUUACUCAUACUUAGAACAAAAACACUAAUAAAUAGAUCAUUAAUAUUUCAAAAAUUAUCAUCUUACUUUGAAAGCAUUCAAGAUUGUUCAUCAAUUAUUUUAUUUUAUAAAUAUUUUUUAUCAAAUAAAAAUAAUUGUAUUAAAUAUUCUAUUAAGGAAUUUCUUACAGUAAAUAUUAAAUAUAUUAUUUUUAAAGCAUAUUAUUUAAGAGGUAUGGCUAGAUAUAAGUUAAAAAUCUAUAAAUUAUCUCUUAAAGAUUUUAAAAAUUCUAAGGAGUUAUCAAAUGAAUUAAAUGAAAGCAAAUCAAUAGAUAUAGAUAAAUCUAUUAAACUUGUUGAAAAUAUAAUAAAAGAUAAUAACAUAAAAAAACAUAUAAGAAGGCAAAGUGAAUAUACAUGUACACUCUUGGAACAAUAUAAAUUAAAACCAAGAUUACUAAAAAUCGAACUCAUACCUAAAAGUAGAACAAGAGAAUUAGAAUAUUUUGAAAAUAAUAAUACAAUAGAGGACAAUAAAGAACAGACACACAAUUCAAAAACAACUGAAAAUUAUAUGUCUGAUACGAAUAAUGAUGAUGCCACAAAAAAAAUACAUAAAAAAAUACAAAAAAAUGAAAAUAAAAUAAAUGAUUUUAUUCAAAAUAAAAGUUGCCAUGUAAAAAUAUUAAAUAAAAAAUUUCAAGAUGAUGAUAAUAUUAGUAAUUUUAACAGUAAUGAAGAAAACAUAAAAAAUAAGAAAAGUGAGGCUAAAUUAUUUAACAAUGAACAUAUAAAUAGUGAUUCUAGUUUAGAUUUAUCAGAAAAACAUAUUUUAAGUGAUAUAGAAGAAACAAAACCUUUACUGUUAACUCUAUCUAAUAAAAAAAAUGAAAAAAUUAAAAAUAAAAUAAAUUUUGAACUUUUAUGGAACUCUAAUAAAAUAAAAAAAAAAUUAAAGAAUCAAAUUAAUAUCUUAAAAAUUGCUUUUUUAGAAGAGAGAAUAUUUAACUUUUAUUUAGAUAAAGAUCUUUAUGUGGAUAUAUUGGAUUCUUUGUUCAAGAAUAAUUUUUUAAAUUUAUUUGAAAAUAUUGAAGAUGACAUACAAAUUAAAAAACACUUAAAUCAAUAUGAAAAAGAUUGUUCAUUUAUUGAAACCAUUGUACAUAAUGAAGAAGAAUCGUUAAUAAAAAAUGAAAAUGAAAAGAGAAUAGAAAACAAAAAUGCUGAUGAUAAAGAAAUAUAUUCAAAUGAUUAUGUAAUUUUAAUAGAUGUAUUAUAUAGCAUGACACAUUUUGGAAAAGAGAAUUAUAUUUUUUUGUUCAUUGAUAAAAAAGAAAGGACUUUACUACUAAAUUUUUUUAAUUUUAUUCUUAAAUAUUCAAAUAUUUUCAUUUGCAAUGAAAACUACAUUAAGCAGAAAACUUUAUUAUUAAAAGAUUUACUUGAAAUUGUGUUUUAA
Messenger RNA from Plasmodium relictum, 2268 nucleotides. Its product is annotated as conserved Plasmodium protein, unknown function. Lineage: Eukaryota; Apicomplexa; Aconoidasida; Haemosporida; Plasmodiidae. The record is from RefSeq and is a predicted model, not a curated record. Gene Ontology annotation, molecular function: protein binding. Bases 1 to 2268 code for a protein of 755 amino acids. The transcript has a single exon.